UGCCGUGAGUGUAAUGUAUUUUUCAUUCUAUAUAAUUCAGAGACAAUUGAAAAAAGAAAUCAAUUACUUUGUAUAUCGGUAACUGGUACUCAUAAAAAAGAAAUGGUUGUUGCACAGUAAAAGGUAAUAUUCUAUGGGUGAAUUUCCUUGAAAUCCUUUAUGUAUUUUGCAAUAUAUCAUGAUUUAACUGAUCAUUCUUCGUAUUGGUACCAGACGGUUUAUGCUAUUUUCCUUCGACGUGGGAUGAACAGUGGUACGACAGUGGUUUGGGAAACAUCACGCUUAACAGAGAUGCUUAUAGUGUUACUUCCGGAUGGACGUUUUCUGUACACGGAACGCAGUUGAAAUCAUGGACUUGUCAAAAUCAGUUGAAUAGCACAGAUACCAUGCUUUUCAAAUCUGACCAGUUUGUUGAAAUAAAUUCUGUCAAGCACAACGUCUUUCGAUGCAUAAAGUACACGAGGAUCACAGAUUACUCCUAUAUGUAUUACGUUUUAAAUGACGUCGAGACAAACGCCGGCAAUCAGCGUGUGUUAGUGGAGAUGUAUGAUCCCUCCAUCAACAGUUGGGACCCUGUUACAUAUUGCAAUCCAACAAAUGGUCCCGGUCAGGAGGAGUAUCACUUAUUGGUGAAGGCUGGAUUUACGAACGAAGUAAAACAAUGGUGCCCUGUCCCUUUGUUGGCGAAAUUUACAUAUCAACACAACGACGGAUCAAGUGUGACGUGUUCGUCUGCUUCUGACGUCAGAGUAUGUCCAGACUGGACGACGAUGGCAUUCAACUACAGUCUGUGUAGCACAGUGCAGGCGUUUUCUCAAGAUGGAAUCGUACAUUGUGUAAAUACAGUAACCACCGGUUCCACGUACUAUAUCACUGUUUUAAACCCUGGACUGGUGGAUGGUACUCAAUACCAACGAUUUACCUGUUAUGCCCUGACAUCUAGCGGAUCUUCAGUUCAGAUGAGUGACAGCGCUGGAAGUUGUAAUGCGGGUCAAUUACCUUCUGUUAAACAAUCGGAUGGCAGUGGCAUUAUUACGUUAACUCCAUAUGAUGGUUCUUGCACUCUGCCCUCAGACUGGAAUGGGGCGUGGUUAGACACUGAAAAAGACAGUAUAUCAUUUGACUUUUCGACCAACAGAGUGACUAAUGGUUGGUCUAUCUCCGCAUACAACAACACAGUGACGUCCUGGACGUGUCACAACGACAACGUCACCAACAAUUAUUUGUUGUUCAAAGCGGAUGAUUUGAUUGACAUCUCUGGCACCAAAUAUAACGUCUUCCGUUGCAUAAAGUGGAAAAAACUUACUGUAGACUCUUACCGUUACUAUAUCUUAGAAGAUGUAAAUGUGGCUGCUAACUACGAUCGGGUCCGCAUGGAGCUGUAUGAUCCGGCUGUGACCACGUGGAGUAUCGAUACCUACUGCUCUCCAACCUCAGGACCGGACCUCGAGGAAUAUAACGUCAUUGUCAAACAAGGGAAGCAAGAUGAAGUGAAACAGUGGUGUCCUAUACCUCUGCUGGGAAAUUUUUCAUAUUCACAUAACGAUGGAACCACUGUCACUUGUGCUUCAAAUUCCCUUCUCGACGUCUGUGAAGCUUGGACAACAAUGAAGUUUGACUACACUAAAUGUCCGACAAUUCAAGCUUUCUCAAGCGAAGGAAUUGUCCACUGUAUCGACACUGUCAAGAAAGGUUCCUUUUACUACACCUCCACAAUAAAUCCGGGAUCUGUAGACAACGUGGCAACUAAGAGUUUUACCUGCUUUUCCAUCAGCGAAUCUGGAGAUAUGUUGUAUAUGAGUGACAAGGCAGGAGGAUGCGCUAGAAACCAGACACCAACUGUAAAACAAUCAGAAGGCAGUGGUACAUUAACUCUAACAAAACAAAAUUCCUGCUAUGGUACAUCUUGCUCUCUACCCAGUGAUUUUGUUUCUGAUUGGUACGAUAGCGGCAAAGGCAACAUAUCAUUUGUAAACUCGUCUGUGAUUGGCUGGGAUAUGACGGCAUACGGUGAUCAAGUAUCCUCCUGGACCUGUCAAGAUAAUAAAGAUGGACUUUAUUUAUUCAUAGGGGACGAAAUUCUCGACACAAGUGAUGGGUACAAGAACGCCUUGAUCUGCCUUGAUAUGAAGAAGCUAACACCGUAUUCAUACCAAUACUACGUCCGAGCAGACACUGCUUCAAAUGCUAGCAACACGAGGGUAUACAUCGAGACACACAACUCCUCGGUAAUGACAUGGAAUACAUCUGACUACUGUACACCCACAGCUGGUCCGCAAAUAGAGGAGUACCACGUCAUCGUACGGAAAGGAUUUGAAAAUUCUGUGAACCAAUGGUGUCCAAUUCCUCUUCUUGGAAAUUUUACGUACGCCCACAACGACGGUGCAACCACUACAUGUAACGGCAAUUCUGGUCUGUCUGUCUGUCCGACUUGGACAACAAUGAAGUUUGACUACUCAAAGUGUUCUACAGUGCAGGCAUUCUCAAGCGAGGGAGAAGUUCACUGUGUGUACACUGCAUCUGAUGGAUCAAACUUCUACACCACUGUACUAAAUCCAGGAUUUCUGGAUGAAACCAACUAUCACAUAUUCACUUGCUAUGCUAUAUCAGCGACCGGAAGUUUUGUUUAUCUAAGCGAUAGUCUGGGAAUGUGUGAGUCUGGCCAGAUGUCCACUGUUAAACAGAGCGAUGGUAGUGGCACACUCACGCUAUCAUCUACUGAUAGCUGCUGUGAGGAGUCUGUUGUUAAGCAGUGGUGUCCUGAACCAAUGAGGGGAACUUUUGCGUACUCCCAUAAUGAUGGAUCCUCGGUUUCGUGCUCCUCAACCUCUGACCUAUCUGUAUGUCCAGAUUGGACAACGAUGAUAUUUAACUAUGCCCAAUGUUCCACAAUACAGGCCUUUAGUCAAGAAGGUGUUGUCAACUGUGUCUAUUCAACAUUAGUGGGUUCCACUUACUUCGUAUCUGUUCUUAAUCCUGGAAUUGUGAACAGUCCACUCUACAGCCGAUUUACUUGCUAUGCAUUGAGUGAAAGUGGAAGUCAGGUUGUGAUGAGUGAUAGCACCGGAAGCUGUGCUUCAGGGCAGAAUCCUUUUGUAAAACAGGCCACUGGCAGUGGAGUAUUGACACUUACUGUUAAAGAUUCAUGCUGUAAGUAA
This is a messenger RNA of Ostrea edulis (European flat oyster), 3158 nucleotides long. RefSeq lists its product as uncharacterized. The record is from RefSeq and is a predicted model, not a curated record. The transcript is spliced from 24 exons. The coding region runs from base 387 to 3158 and encodes 923 amino acids. NCBI's taxonomy places the organism in Eukaryota, Metazoa, Mollusca, Bivalvia, Ostreida, Ostreidae.